Molecule: messenger RNA, 889 nt
Organism: Entamoeba invadens IP1
Lineage: Eukaryota; Evosea; Mastigamoebida; Endamoebidae
Exons: 2
Source: RefSeq, a predicted model, not a curated record
AUGCCAAAACGUCUUGAUGGGUUUCAUAUUAUGAUUGUGUCCAAGUACUUUGAUCAAAUACACGACUUUUUUACACUUGAGACUGUUUGUCGAAAGUUCAUGGGAAACAUCACAAAGUUUCAUUUCAACCCGAUUCCUCUUACACCAAAAACACUGAAGUAUUUUCCACGAAUCGAAACUCUCAACAUAUGGUCAAAAGACGAAGAAGCUUUUAUGAACAAAGUUUGGGACGACUCUCUUGUGACCCCCAAUAUUUCCAAAGUGAAUUUCUUCCGCGUGGUGAUUUGGUACGAAGUCGAUUACAAAACGUCCGUUAUAAAGAAGUCUUCGAAUUUUGUUUUCAAGAACAUUGUCUAUGGGGAGGGUGACCGCUUGAAAUAUGGCGAUGUUGUUCCACUUGGAAUUGCAACUGUUGGAGAAGACGCGUUUUAUGGGCAUGUUACACUCGAUAACAUCAAAAUCCCUGAAAGUGUUUCUGAACUUGGGGAGUGCUGUUUUUCAAAUUGCUCGAACUUGAGGGAAAUAGAGUUGCCAAACAGCGUCAUUGUGUUGUGUGGAUUUUGUUUUCAAAAUUGUUAUAAACUCAAAGACAUAAGGCUGCCAUUGAACAUCACAUCAAUUGAAGAGAGUUGUUUUGAACACUGUGCAUUACUCGAAGAAAUUCGAAUUCCCAGUGGCGUAUCAAAACUUAAAAAGAAGUGCUUUUAUGGAUGUAGUAAACUCAAUUUGAUUGAAAUGUCAAAUUGUGUGACCUAUAUUGGAAAUGAAUGCUUUAAAAUGUGUAGAAACCUCAGUUUAAUUACUUUGCCAGCAAACUUAAAAGACCUUCAAUUGAACACUAUUUUCGAGGUUUAUAAUAAAUUCAUUGUUUACUCGUUUAUUUAUCGUU